AUGACAUUAACACAAGUAUCAACUUGGUUUGCGAACGCACGACGACGCUUGAAAAAAGAGAAUAAAAUGACUUGGUCACCACGAAAUCGUACGAACGACGACGACGAUGAUGAUCGACAAGGCGCCGGUUCCAACAGUGAUGUUAGUGAUGAUGAAUGCAGUUCCCCACCAGCACGAAUAACAACACAAAAUCAUUAUUCAUCAGCUCCAGUCAUCGUUCUUCAACAUCAACAAACGACUAAUAACACUUCGUCAUCGAACACUACUACCACAUCAUCAUCAACAACAACAGACGAAUCACCACCAUCGCGCAAACGAAAAUUAGACGACAUCGAACCAGUCGAAAGAAAGAAAUCCUCUGGAAUCUGGUCACUUGCUGAUAUGGCAGAAAAAAAUCCUCCUCGAUCAUCUUCAAUAUCUCUUCAAGAAAGACAAAAUACGACAAGUCAAACAACAUCAACUAUUGGUGCAUUUAAACCUUUCAAAUGA
This is a messenger RNA of Adineta ricciae, 489 nucleotides long. The record is from the annotation of a GenBank genome assembly. NCBI's taxonomy places the organism in Eukaryota, Metazoa, Rotifera, Eurotatoria, Adinetida, Adinetidae.